This is a messenger RNA of Syngnathus typhle (broad-nosed pipefish), 3493 nucleotides long. It is a transcript of the gene arhgap10, whose product is annotated as Rho GTPase activating protein 10. The transcript is spliced from 23 exons. The coding region runs from base 380 to 2644 and encodes 754 amino acids. Gene Ontology annotation, cellular component: cytoplasm. Gene Ontology annotation, biological process: signal transduction. The record is from RefSeq and is a predicted model, not a curated record. NCBI's taxonomy places the organism in Eukaryota, Metazoa, Chordata, Actinopteri, Syngnathiformes, Syngnathidae. Gene Ontology annotation, molecular function: GTPase activator activity; protein binding.
CACGCAGAUGUCAGCAGAGUUUCUCAAUCUGUCACUUUGCUAGGUGGGGUGCGUCUAUUGAGGGCAAAGCAAACAUGUACGCGGCAACUUUCUGACAACCGCCCUGGUGUGGACCUUAUUCUACCGUAUUCACCUCGUUUCUUAACAACACAGCACCUCGCUUUUACCAGCUCCUCUUUGCCCUUAAAAUUUGACAACUGAAGAGCAAGACUCGCGCGCGUCAUACAAGUAAUGAACCAUGCUAACCCACGUUAGCCGCUUCUAGGCUAACUCGUUAUGCUGCCCGCCGGCGAUUUUUCCUCAAAAGCUUAGGUUUUUAUCCCAGAAGUGACUUUUUUUCCCCCCCCUUACUUCCAAAAGUUGAGAACAAUACGGAAACAUGGGACUUCACCCGCUGGAAUUCAGCGAAUGCUAUCUGGACAGCCCCAGUUUCAGGGAGAAGAUUAAGGCUCACGAAGCGGAGCUGGACAAAACCAACAGGUUCAUUAAGGAGCUGUACAAAGAUGGAAAGAACCUCAUCAACGCCACCAAACAGUUGGGGAUGGCCCAGCGUAAGUUCGCCCAGUGCCUAGGAGAGUUUCAGUUCGAGUACAUCGGCGACGCCAAGACGGACGACGAGCGCUGCAUCGAUGAGUCACUGCAGGAGUUCUCCUCGUUCCUCAGGAACCUGGAAGACCAAAGAGAGCUGAUGAUGAGAAACAUCACAGAAACCCUCAUGAAACCCCUGGAGAAGUUUAGGAAAGAGCAACUCGGCACAGUCAGGGCGGAGAGGAAAAAGUAUGAGAAAGAGACGGAGAAAUACUACAGCUCGCUGGAGAAGCUUCUCAACAUGUCUGCCAAGAAAAAGGAGCCCCAGCUACAAGAGGCAGACUUCCAGGUGGAAACCAUGAGGCAGCACUUCCAGGAGGAGUCGCUGGACUACGUGAGCAAGUUGCAGGAGAUCCAGGAGAGGAAGAAAUUUGAGUGCGUCGAGCCGAUGCUGGCCUUCUUUCAGACGGUCUUCACUUUUUAUCACCAAGGUUUCGAGCUUGCCAAGGACUUCGACCAUUACAAACGCGCGCUACAGAUCAACAUUCAAAAUACGAGGAGUCGAUUCGAGGGCACGCGUUCGGAGGUCAACGAGCUCAUGAAAAGGAUCCGAGAGGCGCCUCAAGAGUACCGACAGACGAGCUCCAUCAGCUGCGAGGGUUACCUUUACGUCCAGGAAAAACGACCCCCACCUUUUGGGUCCAGUUGGGUAAAACGCUACUGCACGUUUGUCAAAGAGCAGAAGAUCCUACAUAUGGUGACUUUUGACCACCGAUCCGGCGGAAGGAGCGGCGAGACGGAGUCGGUCACGCUCAAGUCCUGCCUCCGCAAAACGACAGACGUGCUGGACAGGAGGUUCUGCCUGGAGCUCGACAUUACCGAUCGGCCCGGCACAGCCCUCACAGUGCAGGCUCUCUCGGAGGGUGACCACAAAUUCUGGAUGCUGGCCAUGGGUGGGAAGGACCUGAUUGGACGAUAUCUUGGGAGAACGUAUUCGAAAGAAAGAGGCAUCGACGCUCAGCUGGAUGAUGUGGGUCUAACUUUCGUGAAGAACUCUAUCAGCGCCAUCGAGACACGAGGUAUAAACGACCAAGGCUUGUACAGAGUCGUGGGAGUCAGCUCCAAGGUUCAGAAGCUCCUCUCGUUAAUGAUUGAUGAGAAGAGCAACGACGUGGACCUGUGCACCUCCGAGGAGUGGGACGUGAAAACCAUAACCAGCGCGCUCAAGUUGUACCUCAGGAGCCUUCCCGAGCCACUGAUGACCUACGGACUUUACAAAGAAUUCAUCAGCCCGGCGAAGGGCGGCAGUCCAGAGUCUCGCAUCCAGGCCGUCCACUGCCUUGUCCAUAAGCUACCGGAGAAGAAUCGACAAGUCCUCGGGCUGUUUAUGAAGCAUCUGGCCAACGUGGCUGCGCACAGCAAGCAGAAUCUGAUGACGGUGGCCAACCUGGGCGUGGUCUUCGGCCCAACGCUGAUGAGGCCGCAAGAGGACACGGUGGCUGCCAUCAUGGAUCUCAAGUUCCAGAAUAUCGUGGUGGAGAUCCUCAUUGAGCACCAAGAGAAGAUCUUCACCGAUGCUCCCGAGUCGUGCCUUCUCUCACACGCCGCCCCGACCGUCUCCGCCCCCACGAGGCAGUCCAAGAAGAUGAAUCGACAAAGCCGUCCGCUGGCCGUCUACAACCCCCAAGUCAUGGACAUACCGACUGCCUGCGACUCCUCCAACCUCGCCACGGACGAAACGUCAAUGGGCAGCAACGAGUCGGUGUCGUCGCAGUCCUCGUCCGCUUCGGCUUCCGAGGCGGCCACGCCGGAGAGGAGCGAGCGUUUGCCUCUCGGCGUCGGCCUCUCCUCGGGCACCAGCAACUCCAAAGCGUCCAUGGCAGCAGCCACCUGGUUAGGAGAAUCCCAGCAUGUCUGCACACCUGACAAAGAGAGCGUCAUAGGCAGGAAAGCCAAGGCGGUGUACCCGUGCGAGGCCGAGCACGACUCGGAGCUCUCCUUCCAGAUCGGCGCAAUUUUCAACGCCGUGACCCAGUCCAGAGAGCCGGGCUGGCUGGAGGGGGAACUGGAGGGCAAGCGGGGCCUCAUUCCUGAGAACUAUGUGGAGAUGCUGUAGCCUCCAAAAAUGGACACAAUAUGGAAUUAUUAUCUUACGCUUUCGCCUCACCUGUUGGGUUCUCUCAAGCCAUGGACCUAUUUGUUUUUCUUCCGCCCAUUUAUACAUGGUAUCCAUGAGACACCCGCCCUCCCCUCACCCUUGCCCCCCCCCCCCUCCCACCGACGUGCCUUGUCGAGCCCUGAAUGUAAACGGGUAUGUAUGGCCAUAAAUCAUGGACAGGGCUUUGCUUGCAUAUUGUGCACGUUCCAAACGUGGCUUUUGGACUUACAAAAAAAAAAAAACGCGUUUUAUACAAUCGAUGCACUCUUUGGCUUUCUUUCAGCAGACAUCCGAAUAUCACGGCCCUCUGCCAAUUGUGCCUUUUUAACGCUGGAUGACUUUUUUUUUUGUCAGCAUGAGGACCUAACUAUCUAUUGAGAUUCUUUUUUAUUAGCGGAACCAAGUGUUUUUAUCCUUAGUAUUUUUUUGGCGGGGUUGGUGGUAUUUUUUUUGUUUGUUUAUUUUUAAAGCAGACACUCCUAAACAAUGUCUUGAUUUAUUAUGAUUUUAUUUUUAAACCAAAAAAAUUAAGAAUUUUAUGGUAAAUAUCCUAAAAUGCAGUAUUUUAAUUAGUGCAUUUUGUGUCUUGGUGAGGUUGUUUCACGAGGUUUGAUGGUGGAAGCACGUCACUUCAGUUUAUGCCACCAGAGGUUGCAAUAUUUUCAAAUGCAGAUUUGUGGUGUUAUGGUUGUUUGUAAAAGGGUCCUGGAUUCAUUUUUAUACACAUUUGAUAGGGACACACUCUCAAGCAAUGUUCAAUAAGUGUUAUUGCAGUGAAAUAAAUUUUCAAAUUGAUAACUUUUCAAA